UAAAAAAAAUUAUUACUUUCUCCUCUACGCAUUGAAUUUUCUUGAAUAUGCCGAUGCAGAUCUUUGUGAAAACUCUAACUGGGAAGACAAUCACCCUUGAGGUUGAGAGCUCUGACACUAUUGAUAAUGUCAAGGCUAAGAUUCAAGAUAAGGAAGGCAUCCCUCCUGACCAGCAACGUUUGAUUUUCGCCGGUAAGCAAUUGGAAGAUGGCCGGACCCUUGCUGACUACAACAUUCAGAAGGAAUCUACUCUUCACUUGGUGCUCCGUCUUAGAGGUGGUAUGCAAAUCUUUGUGAAGACCUUGACUGGGAAAACUAUUACUUUGGAGGUGGAGAGCUCUGACACCAUUGACAAUGUAAAGGCCAAGAUCCAGGAUAAGGAGGGAAUUCCUCCGGACCAGCAAAGGUUGAUUUUUGCAGGAAAGCAGCUCGAGGAUGGUCGUACUUUGGCUGAUUACAACAUUCAGAAGGAGUCUACUCUUCACCUUGUCCUUCGUCUCCGAGGUGGUGGUAAUUAGAAAUUCUUGAUUGCGAAGAAGAUGGU
Messenger RNA from Papaver somniferum (opium poppy), 544 nucleotides. RefSeq names its product polyubiquitin-like. The record is from RefSeq and is a predicted model, not a curated record. The transcript has a single exon. Bases 48 to 518 code for a protein of 156 amino acids. Gene Ontology annotation, molecular function: ubiquitin protein ligase binding; protein tag activity. Gene Ontology annotation, biological process: protein ubiquitination; modification-dependent protein catabolic process. Gene Ontology annotation, cellular component: nucleus; cytoplasm. Lineage: Eukaryota; Viridiplantae; Streptophyta; Magnoliopsida; Ranunculales; Papaveraceae.